UACCCGAACGUCGGGAGGGAUAGAGACUGUGUUUGAAAUUCAUACGUUUCUAGCCUGGUUGCAAUCUCUGAACCAGAAUUGUUUGUUAACUAGGAGUGGCGCACCAUGCAAGAGACAGAGACACGGCAUUAACAAGAGAUGAGCACAGGCUGUAAACGUCAGGAAACAGUGUUGGAAGCAGGCAGACAGUCGGGGUUAUCCGACAGAUGGAAUACCUGGAUAGGUCGCAAGUCAGGUCCUAGAAGCAAGGCCCUAAAUUGCCCUCGUCUCACUUAUAUAGGAACAGCCAGUUGUUAACUGUAAACAAGCCAACUCUUCACAGCGGAGCUCUCUACACCUGGGGAUAAUGAAGGUAUAAAGCGCUGUUGACGUAGAAUACGGCCAAGAUGCGGGUCUUUAUUUGUUUAACAUGGCUGACAUUUUUAACAAAUGUCCAAUCCGUGCCGGCGUGGUAUAAAUCACCGAGGGAGGCAAUACUGGCCACAGAGAGACGGCAGUCCAUCGGGGCGAUGCUGACUCUCACCUCUGAAGAGGAAGCUGUCAACAAAAUAAUAAUGGCGGCCAAACAGACGGAGAUCAACAGUGCCAUCUAUGACCACAGCAACUUCAUUCCCGCAGUCCACUUCUUCCAAGGCCGACACCUAAUGGAACAAAGCAAGGUAUUCAAGAUUAUACAGCAAAUGCCCAAAGGUGCUGCUCUACAUUUACACUACGGCUCCAUUACAAGCAGUGACUGGCUGGUGAAGAACGUCACAUAUCGUCCCGACUGUUACGUGUGUGUGAAGCAGAAAGUUAUCACUCAGACCGGGUUUUAUGUUACACCUCCGUCAGAUAAAGAUUGCAAAUGGCUUCGGAUUUCAGCUGAACGUGCCAAGAGCAAAGAUAUUACCGAAUUCGACCAGUGGUUAUACAACAAUCUGACUCUAACGGUAGACAACCCGGAAGUUGCAUACCCAAAUAUUAACGUCAUCUGGCGUCGAUUUAAACAGUAUUUCAAAACAGUUCAUGGACUCCUCAACAACGCGCCUGUGAUGAAGGAUGCUCUCUACGAGACACUGAGAGAGUUCCACGUGGAUGGCGUGCAGUACCUGGAGAUCCGUAUUGGUCUUAUACGUCCGUAUGAAGUAAACGGGACAACCCAUGAUCCCACGUGGUUCGUUGAGACUUUCCGUGACGUUGUCAACCAGUUUAAACAAGAUUAUCCGGACUUUUCUGGCGCCAAAUUGAUCUUAGCUGGACGAAAGGUAAAUCGUGCUAGUGCAAUACUGCAAGAUGUCAAAGUAGUCACGGACCUGGUAAAAAGAUUCCCGGACGUUAUCCUGGGAUACGAUCUUGUCCAACAGGAAGACGUCACCCACACCUUGCUGUAUUAUAUAUCAGAUCUUCUGUACCCAGAAUCUCACUCGAGUAAUCUCCCCUACUUCUUCCAUGCAGGGGAAACAGACUGGCUCGACAUCCACGACAAUAACCUCAUCGACGCCAUCCUCCUCAACACAUCAAGGAUCGGACAUGGCUUCGCUAUUCCGAAACACCCAGAGGUGAUGAGGCUAAUCAAGGAGAGGAACAUCCCGAUAGAGGUCAACCCUAUCUCUAACCAGGUACUGAAGCUCGUCUCUGAUUUGAGAAACCAUCCGGCGGCCAUCUUGAUCUCUCAGGAUUUUCCAGUGUGCAUCAGUUCGGAUGACCCGGCGCCCUGGGAGGCCCUUCCACUGUCACAUGACUUCUACAUGGCGUUCAUGGCUCUAGCUGCAUCGGAUGAUGACCUCAGGUUUCUCAAACAACUGGCAAUCAACUCCAUGAACUUCAGUGGAAUGACGAGCCAGGAGAAAGCCUCAGCACUUCGGCUAUGGGAAACGAAAUGGAACUCAUUCCUCAAACACGUUCUUCGCUCGCAUACCACGCCCAUUGUAGGGUAGCAUGACUGUGACAUGCCGUAGUGUUACUAUGUGUCUUGUCAUAGUGUUACAUUGUGUCAUGCCGUAGUGUUACUAUGUGUCUUGUCAUAGUGUUACAUUGUGUCAUGCCGUAGUGUUACCAUGUGUCUUGUCAUUGUGUUACAUUGUGUCAUGCCGUAGUGUUACUAUGUGUCUUGUCAUAGUGUUACAUUGUGUCAUGCCGUAGUGUUACUAUGUGUCUUGUCAUAGUGUUACAUUGUGUCAUGCCGUAGUGUUACCAUGUGUCUUGUCAUAGUGUUACAUUGUGUCAUGUCGUAGUGUUACUAUGUGUUUUGUCAUAGUGUUACAUUGUGUCAUGCCGUAGUGUUACUAUGUGUCUUGUCAUAGUGUUACAUUGUGUCAUGCCGUAGUGUUACCAUGUGUCUUGUCAUAGUGUUACAUUGUGUCAUGCCGUAGUGUUACUAUGUGUUUUGUCAUAGUGUUACCAUGUGUCAUGCCGUAGUGUUACCAUGUGUCUUGUCAUAGUGUUACAUUGUGUCAUGCUGUAGUGUUACUAUGUGUUUUGUCAUAGUGUUACAUUGUGUCAUGUCGUAGUGUUACUAUGUGUCUUGUCAUAGUGUUACAUUGUGUCAUGCCGUAGUGUUACCAUGUGUCUUGUCAUAGUGUUACAUUGUGUCAUGCCGUAGUGUUAUCAUGUGUCUUGUCAUAGUGUUACAUUGUGUCAUGCCGUAGUGUUACCAUGUGUCUUGUCAUAGUGUUACAUUUUGUCAUGCCGUAGUGUUACCAUGUGUCUUGUCAUAGUGUUACAUUGUGUCAUGCCGUAGUGUUACCAUGUGUAAUGUCAUAGUGUUACAUUUUGUCAUGCCGUAGUGUUACCAUGUGUCUUGUCAGAGUGUUACAUUGUGUCAUGCCAUAGUGUUACCAUGUGUCUUGUCAUAGUGUUACAUUGUGUCAUGCCAUAGUGUUACCAUGUGUCUUGUCAUAGUGUUACAUUGUGUCAUGCCAUAGUGUUACAUUGUGUCUUGUCAUAGUGUUACAUUGUGUCAUGCCAUAGUGUUACCAUGUGUCUUGUCAUAGUGUUACAUUGUGUCAUGCCGUAGUGUAACCAUGUGUCUUGUCAUAGUGUUACAUUGUGUCAUGCCGUAGUGUUACUAUGUGUCAUGCCGUAGUGUUACCAUGUGUCUUGUCAUAGUGUUACAUUGUGUCAUGCCGUAGUGUUACCAUGUGUCAUGCCGUAGUGUUACCAUGUGUUUUGUCAUGGUGUUAUAAUGUGUCAUGCCGUUGUGAUACUAUGUGUCUUGUCAUAGUGUUACAUUGUGUCAUGCCGUAGUGUUACUAUGUGUCUUGUCAUAGUGUUACAUUGUGUCAUGCCGUAGUGUUACCAUGUGUCUUGUCAUUGUGUUACAUUGUGUCAUGCCGUAGUGUUACUAUGUGUCUUGUCAUAGUGUUACAUUGUGUCAUGCCGUAGUGUUACUAUGUGUCUUGUCAUAGUGUUACAUUGUGUCAUGCCGUAGUGUUACCAUGUGUCUUGUCAUAGUGUUACAUUGUGUCAUGUCGUAGUGUUACUAUGUGUUUUGUCAUAGUGUUACAUUGUGUCAUGCCGUAGUGUUACUAUGUGUCUUGUCAUAGUGUUACAUUGUGUCAUGCCGUAGUGUUACCAUGUGUCUUGUCAUAGUGUUACAUUGUGUCAUGCCGUAGUGUUACUAUGUGUUUUGUCAUAGUGUUACCAUGUGUCAUGCCGUAGUGUUACCAUGUGUCUUGUCAUAGUGUUACAUUGUGUCAUGCUGUAGUGUUACUAUGUGUUUUGUCAUAGUGUUACAUUGUGUCAUGUCGUAGUGUUACUAUGUGUCUUGUCAUAGUGUUACAUUGUGUCAUGCCGUAGUGUUACCAUGUGUCUUGUCAUAGUGUUACAUUGUGUCAUGCCGUAGUGUUAUCAUGUGUCUUGUCAUAGUGUUACAUUGUGUCAUGCCGUAGUGUUACCAUGUGUCUUGUCAUAGUGUUACAUUUUGUCAUGCCGUAGUGUUACCAUGUGUCUUGUCAUAGUGUUACAUUGUGUCAUGCCGUAGUGUUACCAUGUGUAAUGUCAUAGUGUUACAUUGUGUCAUGCCUUA
Haliotis rufescens (red abalone) is the source of this 4006-nucleotide messenger RNA. Its product is annotated as adenosine deaminase AGSA-like. The coding region runs from base 387 to 1916 and encodes 509 amino acids. Gene Ontology annotation, molecular function: adenosine deaminase activity. Lineage: Eukaryota; Metazoa; Mollusca; Gastropoda; Lepetellida; Haliotidae. The transcript has 11 exons. Gene Ontology annotation, biological process: adenosine catabolic process; inosine biosynthetic process. The record is from RefSeq and is a predicted model, not a curated record.